Entamoeba invadens IP1 is the source of this 1920-nucleotide messenger RNA. RefSeq names its product proto-oncogene tyrosine protein kinase FER, putative. Lineage: Eukaryota; Evosea; Mastigamoebida; Endamoebidae. The transcript has a single exon. The record is from RefSeq and is a predicted model, not a curated record. The coding region runs from base 1 to 1920 and encodes 639 amino acids. Gene Ontology annotation, biological process: protein phosphorylation. Gene Ontology annotation, molecular function: protein kinase activity; ATP binding.
AUGAAAAAUUGUACAUCGUGUGUAUCAACAUCAUCGCAAUGUAUUUCAUGUAAAAAUGGAUAUUACUUGGGUGAGAACAACAAGUGCAUUUCUAAUGAAGAAUUAAUUAAAAAAUGUGAGAAAGUUGCAAUAGUCACAAGUGGGUGUUAUCAAUGCAGAGAGGGGUAUUACCGCGUUGGUCUUGACUGUAUUGAAUGUAUAUCAAAUUGCUCUACAUGUAACACAAAUUCGAAGUGUUUGACUUGCAAUUCUACAAAUUAUAAAACACAAGAUGGAGACUGUAUACCACAGAGUUCGUUAAUUGGGUGUCAACUAGAAGUGACACAAAAUGGGUGUUCAAAGUGUCAAAAUGGGUAUUUUACUGUUAAAACAAAUGAAUGUGAGAAGUGUGAUGAUAACUGUGAAACGUGUAGUGUAUCAAAUACCAAAUGUACAUCGUGUCAUUCAAAUUAUAUUUUAAAUAAGAACAAAGAGUGUAUUUCAAUGAAUAAAGUUGACAAUUGUGUUAAAGUGGCAAAUUCCAAAUGCUCCAAAUGUACAUUCUGGCAUGUUCCAAGUGAGAGUGGCACAUUUUGCAAUACAAAAGCGGUGUGGUGGUUCAUUUUAAUUAUUAUAAUAUUUGUUCUGGUUAUCAUAACAAUGUUUGUUGUAUGUAUUUACAUUAUUCUAAUCAAAAUACAAAAAAAUCGCCACAGAAAAGUAAUAGAAAAAACGACCACUGUAUUUACAAUGUCACAUUCGAAUAUUCGUUUUAUUUCUCUCAAUGAUGGCAUAGCUGUGAAUAAAAAGGAAAUUGUUUUUAAUGAUGGAGAUGAGGUGAAUGUCAAUGAGAAACUACGUGAGCUUAUAUGUGUAGGCAACACCACAAAACACAACAUGAAAAUACAAAUUUUGACGAAUACGAGUCAAAAUAAGAAGUUUGAUAUUAUUUCAAAUCCGCAAUUAAUUGUUUUAGGCAAAGGUGAAGCCUGUGAAUUUGAAAUAUUUGUGACUUUGUUUUGUACUUCAAAAAUUCAAAGUUCUUUUCUUCUUGUUGCAACUGCAUUUGACACACAAAAAAUAAUAUACAAAGAAAUUAAUUUCAGUCUAACAGCUCAAUUGUCUACACGACUUGACCCAGACGAAUUAAAAGAAGACAAGAAACUUGGCGAAGGGUCCUUUGGUGUUGUGUACAAAGGGACUUUACGAGGCAAUCUUGUUGCUAUUAAGAAGAUGAAAACAUUCAAUGAAAACAAGUCGCAACUUAUUGAAUUUGAAAAUGAAGUUGAUAUGUUGGACAAAUUCCGAAGUGAAUAUAUCGUCCAUUUCUAUGGCGCCGUAUUUAUACCAAGUAAGAUCUGUAUGGUCACUGAAUUCGCUCAAUUUGGGAGUUUACAAAAUUUAAUUGCAAAUAAGAAGAGUGAACAAAUUAAUAUGCAACUUCGUGUUAAAUUUAUGAGAGAUGGAGCAAAAGGAAUUUUAUAUUUACAUGAAAAUGGGAUAUUACAUAGAGACAUCAAACCGGACAACAUCUUGGUGUUUUCACUUGACUUCAAUGAAGGAGUGAAUGCAAAAUUGACUGAUUUUGGGAGUGCAAGAAAUGUGAAUUUGCUGAUGACUAACAUGACUUUCACUAAAGGUAUUGGAACACCAAAGUAUAUGGCGCCUGAAAUAUUGGAGAGAAGUAAAUAUAAGAAACCAGCAGAUGUCUAUUCGUUUGCUAUAACAAUGUUGGAAUGUUUUGCUUGGGAUAACCCAUUCCCGAAAACAAUAUACUUGUUUGCGUGGUCUAUUGCCGAUGAAAUCUCAGUUGGUAAAAGACCAAAUUUGGUGAAUUUACUGGAUAAACAGUAUCAAGAAGUUAUUGAAAAUGCGUGGAAACAAAAGCCCAAAGAACGUAGUGAAAUAUAUGUGAUCAUCAAACAACUUGAAUCGUUGUAA